This is a messenger RNA of Syzygium oleosum, 1135 nucleotides long. RefSeq lists its product as uncharacterized. The transcript is spliced from 5 exons. The coding region runs from base 125 to 601 and encodes 158 amino acids. Gene Ontology annotation, cellular component: endoplasmic reticulum. The record is from RefSeq and is a predicted model, not a curated record. Lineage: Eukaryota; Viridiplantae; Streptophyta; Magnoliopsida; Myrtales; Myrtaceae.
GACAGAGAGAGAGAACCAGAUCGCCUCGUCGUCUCCAUUUCACUGGCUCGCCGUUGACCAAUUCAGCUCCAAAAACAUCUCCAGACCUAGCGGCCCUUCCGCCCCCCGGCACCGCACGACGGAGAUGGCGAAUCCGAUCCCGCGCUCGGCGGUCCUCGCCGUCCUGGCCCUCCUCUUCCUGCUGGCGUCGCCGUGCCUCGCCGCCUCCGACGUCCCCUUCAUCGUCGCUCACAAGAAGGCCGCCCUCAAGCGGCUCAAGUCCGGCGCCGAGCGCGUCCUCGUCUCCAUCGACGUCUACAAUCAGGGAUCCUCGAUCGCAUAUGAUGUAAGUCUUUCUGAUGAUAGCUGGUCUCAAGAACUGUUUGAUGUUGUCAAUGGCAACACUUCUCAGUCAUGGGAUAGACUGGAUGCUGGUGGUCUUCUAUCUCAUUCUUUUGAGUUGGAGGCUAAAGAGAAAGGGAUGUUUUUCGGGGCACCAGCAGUCAUUAAGUUCCGUAUCCCAACAAAGGCUCCUCUACAGUUGGCCUACUCUACUCCUAUACUGCCUCUCGAUAUCCUUGCAGAGAGACCUCCUGAGAAGAAAUUUGAGUGGGUAAGUUAAAGACCGACUACUAUGUUCUAAAGAUGGUUAUUAUUGAUUUGUGGAAAAUUUCUUCUUUCUAACUUUGCCCCUUUUCUUUUGCAUGGAUUUAUCUUAUUGACCAACUGAACUUUGCAGGCUAAGAGACUGCUGGCCAAAUACGGAUCUCUGAUUUCUGUGAUCAGUAUUAUGGUUCUGUUUGUGUACUUGAUCAGUACCCCAUCAAAAUCCAGUGGAGCCAAGGGUAGCAAGAAGAGGCGGUGAAGCUGAAAGUUUUGUUCGUGAGGCAAGGCCAGAUCUUCAGCUCACAGGAACGUUGUCUGUGUUUACCUUUUUAGAAAGAAGAGUUCUACUAUUGAGAUAGUUUUAGCCGGUGAUAGAUGAACCAAUUUAUCUUUCGUAAGGCAUGGCACGAAUCACUGCUAAUUUUGUGUUUUGUUUAGUUUACACCUUUACGGUACUAAUGGCUUAUCAAUUUUGGAUUGAGCGUUUAUGUGCUGCUGUAUCUCAUUUCUGCAUAAGUUGGAAUGGACAUUUGAUUUUGUCAUUACACCA